UCUGCAUAUCAGGCUGCAUUUUGAGCGUGGGCGUUUGAAUGGAGUGGGCUCGCAAGACUCUUUGGAUUGUUCAAUCUUUGCAACACGAGAUCAUUUUCUUGUCUGAGGAGAGGACCAUGCAGCACCAAACACGCACCUGUUGUACCUCACUACAGCAGAGCGCCAGAUGGGUGAUCACCAGCCCAGGUUUGACGUCUUUUCAACCACAGAAAGCACCUUUACCAGACAAUUUGCACGCAGAAGUUUCAACGGGCCUUGACUUGUUCGGACAGUUUCUUCAUCUUGGGCAAGCACAUUUAGCUGUUUGUGUCACCGAUCCUUCUUAUGCAGCGGAUUUGUGUCGCAAUAUACCAUCUGAUUAUGCCCUCUGACGCAGCUUCGAUAAAUCACAGCUGAUUGAGCGAGCUGUUCGAGCUCGAUACGGAAGCCAACACAAGAUAGACCUUCGAUAGAAGCUGAACGCUUUGAGAGGUUCCAAAUGAAAAGACCGAACUAGUACAGACAAGUGCUGUUUGAAGUCCUUGCCAUUUUGCUUUGGUGGGUCCGGUCGAAGGACGGCUCGGUAAAUGCAUCCACAAUCCUAGUGACGUCUUGCAGGUCUUCCGAGAGAGUUAUAUGUGUGAAUCAGUUGGGGUUUGCUAAAAGCCCAUCUGGUUUUUGUUUGACCUGCUGGAGGAAUCAUCCAACGCCUGCCUCGUGCUAUGCAGCCACAUUGGCUGGUAGCAUUUUAGCCGCAAGGCACCCUUAAAGCGAGUAUGUCCAUUGAGUUCGAUGCUUGUGGAAUGCUUGCUGGUGCCGCAAAGCACACGAAAAAUCGGAUUUGGCCAACCAUAGUUCCUGGUUAUCAGUCUGACUUAGAGUG
Messenger RNA from Durusdinium trenchii, 862 nucleotides. The record is from the annotation of a GenBank genome assembly. Lineage: Eukaryota; Dinophyceae; Suessiales; Symbiodiniaceae.